GACAUCAAGACAGAGUACCAUCCGCACUCCCGAUGUCCGGCCUUCGUCCGACAUGCCGACAGUCUCCGUCAUGAUACACCUAUCACACAGUCUAUGUAUCAGGCUGCGAAGUCCCCACAUCAUCCUUUUGAGUCUCGUCUCGACUUCGAGUUUGCAGAGUUCACGGCUAAAACUGGGCUCAAUGAAGGCGAGAUUGCAAGUCUACUCUGUCUGAUAUCUGGUAUCACUGCCAACCCUGCCAACUUUCAUAUCAAAUCGUGCAAGGACCUGGAUAGUCUUAUUGAAUAUAUUAUAACAUCACGUCCACAGUUCACCUGCACCACAAUCAAAGCAGACUAUGGGGACUCUAUCCAGAGCUAUCCAUUCCAUCAUCUCGAUCUAUGGGACUGGGCACUGGGGUUAAUCCAAGAUCCUAUCCUUGCUGAGCAUUUCGAAUGGUAUCCAAAGCGCCAGUACCGAUGGAAUGGGCAAAAAUGGACUCGUUUUGUGGAUGAGCCUUUCACAGCCAAUCGGUGCUGGGAUAUCCAAACAGAUCUCCCUGAUGAUGUCUUUAUGGUUGCCUUUCACCUAUACGCCGAUAAAACACGCCUCUCUAGCUUUGGUGGCCAGAAAGGAUACCCCAUAGUUGCACGCCUUGCCAAUCUGCCUGCUCACAUCCGCAAUAGUAGUGAGUAUGGUGGUGGACAGGUUGUAGGCUUUUUGCCGAUUGUUGAAGAUGAACUUGAAGAGGGCAAGGCCGGUUUUGUAGCAUUGAAGAGAAUUGUAUGGCAUGAAUCAUUCAAGGUACUUCUCGAGAAGAUUUCCCACUAUGCAAGACUGGGGCAUCGAGCGGAAUGUGGUGAUGGAAUCCCUCGCACACUUCUCCCAUACAUUCUUAUUAAAUCAGCUGACUAUGAGGAGCAAUGUAUCAUGUCCCUAAUUCGGGGAAUGAACUCUGCCUGUCCAUGCCCAAUCUGUCUUGUUCCUCGAGACAAGCAGGUUGUUCUUGCACCUCAACCUCUAUAUCCUCGCCGGGAUGUUCAAGCAAUCAAAGCCUUGGUCAGAAGAAGAGAUCUCCCAGCAAAAGAGAAAGAGGCUCUAUGCAAGGCUACUGGGAUUCGUGACUUGGAGAAUGUUUUUUGGAGUAUUCCAUACUCUGACCCCUAUUCAACACUGUCGUUCGACAGGCUGCAUGCCUACCAUGGAGGCCUUUUCAGUGACCACUUGCUCACAGAAUUCCAGAGUGUAGUUGGCACUCUGAGAAAAGAGCAGCAAGCUGAAGUCAAUGAUGCAUUCAGUGCUAUGCCAAGAUGGCGUGGCCUCAAUCACUUUGAUGAGGUUACCACUGUGAGCUUCACCGAUGGGUCAAAAUAUGAGGACAUGUCAAAGGUAGUCAUUGUACCUGCCUCCUAUGCUGCAUUUCGCUCCAAGCAUCUCCGCUUGUCCCGUGGAUUCAUCAUUCUGAAGUGUAUCAGACUAUACAACAUCCUCGACAUCUAUGCUGGACUGGAAUGCCACACUGAAGAGACCCUUGAAGCCUUCAAGCUCACUCUAGUACUCUUCUAUGAAGCUAUACAGGAAUAUAUGCAGGUUUAUCCAGGCAAGAACUGGAACUUCCCAAAAAUGCACUCUCAACAACAUGCCCCUGACGAUAUCCUGCAAAAGGGUGCCACUCUGCAUUUCAACACGAAAACCUUUGAGACAAUGCAUGGCCCAUUGAAGGAUAUUUAUUUGACACGAACUAACUUCAAGAACUUUGAAGCGCAGAUUGCAAAACAUGAGCAGCGUUUGGCAACCGCACGACGUAUACGCAGACAUCUUGAUGCUUCCUCUCCCAGCCAGCCAGAUCAACGUCUCUCUGUCUCCAAGGAGUCAGAUUCACAGUUUGGCCACACAUAUAUUGGUGCUCCUCAGUCACCCAUCUCGCUUCAGGCCCUUCUUGAUGCAAACGUGAAGAAUCCACUCUACACUCAGUUCUUCAGCCAACUUCAAAUAUUCUUGCAGCAAAAUCCAGGGCUACAAAAUACUACAGUCAACAGGGAUACCCUGAUCACAGAAUACCAGUUCCUCAAAAUUGAUUUCACCUCCAAAGUCACAUGGAAAACCGAAACAGAUUAUUUGCGAUGCAAUCCAGACUUCCACAAUGCUCCUCGCUACGAUUCAUUCAUCUAUCAACCCUGGAACAAUCUCUCUGCACCUGUAGAAUUUGCUCGCCUACAGCUGAUUUUCACUAUUCUCUCGGGGGGCAAGUCAUAUCCAAUCGUCUUCGCAGAAGCAUUUGAUCGACUGGAACAGCGGCCUGAGUAUGACAAGCCACUCGGGCUCUGCCGUUUGCAAUCACCAAGUCCACACAGAUGCAUUUUCCUUCCCCUCCAAUCUAUGAUCCGUGGAGCCAUGAUUACAAACGACCCGGGACAGGGACAUGGUGGCAAUGAUUAUUUAGCUAUAGAUAUUGUGGACAGCGACAUGUUUCUUCGCUUGAAAGAAGCGGUUCCCGAGUGGUACUCAUAG
Molecule: messenger RNA, 2490 nt
Organism: Epithele typhae
Lineage: Eukaryota; Fungi; Basidiomycota; Agaricomycetes; Polyporales; Epitheliaceae
Exons: 11
Source: RefSeq, a predicted model, not a curated record